This is a messenger RNA of Arachis duranensis, 666 nucleotides long. RefSeq lists its product as uncharacterized. The coding region runs from base 1 to 666 and encodes 221 amino acids. The transcript has a single exon. The record is from RefSeq and is a predicted model, not a curated record. Lineage: Eukaryota; Viridiplantae; Streptophyta; Magnoliopsida; Fabales; Fabaceae.
AUGGGUGCUAUACCUGAAAAAUGUGGGGAUCCCGGUCCAUGCAUAGUUACUUGUGUUAUAGGGGGUGUACAAUUUUUUGAUUGCAUGUAUGAUUUAGGUGCAUGUGUGAGUAUUAUACCAUUAUCUGUAUAUGAUGCCUUGAGGCUCCCUCCCUUAAAAAUGUCAGAAGCACAUUUUGUUUUGGCAAAUCAGAGCAUAAUCUCAGUGGUUGAAAUCGCUAAAGACGUGAUGGUGAGCAUUAAGUGGUUGACAUUCCCUAUUGACUUCUACAUUUUAGAGAUGCCCCCUAGUGUCUCCGGAAGACCUUCGUCCAUCUUGCUUGGACGGCCAUUUAUGAAGACUUCAAGGUUCAAGUUGGAUGCCUUCUCAAGAACCUAUUCUUUUGAGAUAGAUGGCAGAACAGUGAGUUUCAACCUGGAUGAAGCCAUGAAGCACCCAGCGGAAGAUUACUCAAUCUUCCAAUGUGACAUUAUUGAUGAGAUUGUAGCUGAAGUUCACCAAGAAACAGCAGAAGAGAUGACCAUGGAGCAAGGUGCAAGUGUGGGGAAGCCCUCUGAGUAUACUGAAGACACCUUGUCACCACCAAUGACUCCAGAUGAUCAAGUGCCAAGCCAUGAACUGAAAAUGGAGUUGAAGCCCCUUCCACCCCACCUCAAGUAUGCCUAA